Molecule: messenger RNA, 843 nt
Organism: Engraulis encrasicolus (European anchovy)
Lineage: Eukaryota; Metazoa; Chordata; Actinopteri; Clupeiformes; Engraulidae
Exons: 4
Coding region: 50-508 (152 amino acids)
Source: RefSeq, a predicted model, not a curated record
AUUCUGUAUACUUUCACGGUUCAGUGAAAGGACAGCCUUAACUUCAGCCAUGUUCUCUUUGAAGACCACUGUUACAUUGGCUUUCUUAGCCGUGCUGUUUGUGAGCGCUCACUGUGGAUUUGGAGAAGGGACCAAUUCCUACAACUAUGACCUGUCCAAGAUGUCUGACCUGAGAAAGCUGUACAACUCCAAGGUGUACGUGGCUGACAGGAUGACACGACCUCUGAAGGGAACGUCCUUCCAAGUGGGACUGCUGAGCCACUCUGGAGUCAGGGUGACGUUGGCAGAUGGAACCAAGUGGCUGGUGCACAAGGGGGAUGGCUAUGGCCUCAGUACCCAGACGGUGGUGGUACACGCACGUCACAUGAGCGACAACUGGAAGAUUAUUGAGACCAAAAACUUUGGGGGCUCUAAGACGGUUUCGGAUUUUGUGAAACAGGGGGGCACUGACUACAGCCUCAUUUUUGACAACUGUCAUGAUGCAUCUGGUCGCAUGAUGGAUCAGUGAUGAUCACUUUUUUUGGAAUUCAUUUUUUUUUUCAUUUUUGCAUGUAAGAAAAGAAAAACAAACAGCAUCAAACAUCUCAAUAACCGCAUCUCCCACCCUUAAUUCUUGCAGAUGAGAGUUCCAUAAAUAAAAUAUCGAGCUGUGGUUAUGCUGCUGAUCACAUUUUGUGUGGUGUUUUGUGUAAUGAUUUCUGUUUAUGUACUGCUUAUGCACUACUGUGCAUUCUCUAACAGGAAUGUAAUUAUCGGUGUUAUGCCAAUAAGAAGGGAUCCCUCCUUUCUAUAAACUGCAGAAUAUGUGUUCAUAAUAAAUAGAAUUUUUUUAUUUCAUUUCAA